CUCGAAACCCCUCAGAUUAAUAAAAUGCAUUCAAUAGAUGGGGAUAUAUACAGUUCUCUCUAGUACCAUCAUGCUGUUUUCCAGCAGAAAACUAACCAUAAAAUGUAUUCCCUUCUUUCUGAAAUAAUAACAUUUUCAGUUUUAGGAAUCUGAGUUACAGCAGUUUUUUAAAUCAGGAUUUCCUUGCGAAGCAUGUAAACGUGGACCACCUGAUUUUUAACAUUCUAUGUUUUUUGAAGGGUAAACUAACUGGGGAAGGAACAGAAAGUUAUACUUGUAGAUUUAGUCACAACUGAACACCUGUGCAGCUAGAAUGUUGACCCGUCAGGUUAUCCAUUGUCUUUUAACACAUGUACAUUGUUCAUGUUAUGCAUGACAAGGAGUGUUGACUUUUUGUUUUUUAAGACAAAGACAAAUGUAGUUUAGUUUCCCUUUACUGAAACCACUUGUUAUUUUAAGGUUAAGAUGAUUCCAAUCAGCAGGGUGACAUUGCAUGCAUUGUGACACUAUCAGAUUUAGAGCCUUGUAAAACAGACAGGCUAGGUAGUACCUGCAUUAGACAAGAAAGACAAGUCGAGAUCGUACUUCUUACACUAAACCAUGAAACAGAAGCUGGAAAUUGUAGCCCUGGUCCUGGGCUUCUUUGGCCUAUUUGGGACAAUAGCUAUUACAUCUCUGCCUACCUGGAAGGUCUCUGCCUUCAUUGGGGCUAAUCUUAUAGUCAUGGAGGAACUGUGGGAAGGCCUGUGGAUGACCUGCUACAGACAGAUUAAUAUCAAGAUGCAGUGCAAGGUCUACGACUCACUAUUGAUUCUCCCAGCCGAGCUGCAGGCGGCCAGAGGAUUCAUGUGCGUCUCCAUCGCCCUGGUUUUCAUUGCCUUGAUUGUCACAGCUUUUGGAAUCCAGAGGAGGAACUGUUUUGGUGACAACAUGAAGAGCAAAAACAUCAUUCUGGCCGUCGGGGGAUGUUUGUAUCUGAUUUCGUUUCUGACCACACUCAUUCCUGUCAGCUGGGUGGGUCACUCGAUUAUCAGGCAGUUCUACAAUCCAACUGUGCUGGACGCUCAGAAACGAGAGAUAGGACAAGCCAUCUUUAUUGGCUGGGGAACGUCUGGUGUGUUACUGGCCACUGGAAUCAUCGUGCUCAUCAGAUACAGCAAACGAAGAUCCAAAGAAUAUCUCUACCAGGGUGUAUACAUUAUGGAGGAAAAGAGUGCCAUCAAAGAGGACAGUGUAUAUCUCGCCCAGACAGAAUCCGGCAUGCAUAAAUUUCAAGAAUAUGUGUAAAUAACUGUUAAUUUUUGCUUUCCGCUGAAUGUAUUUAUUUGCAUUUAAAAAUGACAAUGUGUAGCCUAAGAAAUACUUCACAAGCUGAUCUGCACAUGCCUGUCAAAAUUAAGGGCUUUAGUGACUCACAGAGCUACUGGGAGAAGCUCUUUACAUCAGUUGGCUACUUUACUACAAGCAGUACCGGUAACAAAUGUUCUUUACCAUUCGACCAAUUUUGUACAUAAAAAGUAUUCAUUUAUUAAGAGUAA
Molecule: messenger RNA, 1538 nt
Organism: Xiphophorus couchianus (Monterrey platyfish)
Lineage: Eukaryota; Metazoa; Chordata; Actinopteri; Cyprinodontiformes; Poeciliidae
Product: claudin-8-like
Exons: 1
Coding region: 601-1287 (228 amino acids)
Cellular component (GO): bicellular tight junction; membrane
Molecular function (GO): structural molecule activity
Source: RefSeq, a predicted model, not a curated record